Messenger RNA from Naegleria fowleri, 705 nucleotides. RefSeq lists its product as uncharacterized. The transcript has a single exon. Bases 1 to 705 code for a protein of 234 amino acids. NCBI's taxonomy places the organism in Eukaryota, Heterolobosea, Eutetramitea, Acrasida, Naegleriidae. The record is from RefSeq and is a predicted model, not a curated record.
AUGUCUCACAAUCAUCACCACCAUCAUCAUUGUGGAAGUUGUUGCUCCGAAGCACAACAAGGAGACUUUCAAGGAGAUGACCACCAUCAUUGCGAACACGAUCAUGGCUCUCAUGAUAAGAACGAGUUAGAAGGCUUUCAACAAACUUUAUUUCCCUACAUUGAUAAAAUUCAUGUUCGAUGUAUGAACGAACACAAACAAGAUGCUUGUCAAAGCAUUAUUAGACCAUACAAUGAAAGGAAAUCAACAAAUGGAUAUUUAGAAAGUGCGGUGGAUAGUGAAUUGUUGUUGAUCGUUCCUUUUACUGUUUCCGUCAAUAUUAAAUCUUUUCAAAUAAUUGGUGGUGAUCCAAUGACAUGUCCUGACAAGGUGAAGAUAUUUAAGAAUAAUGAAUUACUAGAUAUUGAUAGUGCUUCACAAAAGAAAGCAGACCAAGAACUUGAUCUAACUUAUGAUGCGGAGGGAACCUAUGACUUUUUACUGAAAACAAGCAAGUUUGCGAAUGUUCAAUCUCUUACUCUAUUUUUCCCUUCUAAUUUUAGUGGAGAGAAUACAAGAAUUACCUAUAUUGGCUUCAAGGGAGAAUAUUCUGAUUAUAAGCGACGAGCUGUACAAGCAAUAUAUGAAGCAGCUCCUCAAGUGACGGACCAUAAGGUUGAUGCUCUAGAGGAUCAAUGGGCAAAUGCAAAGAAAUUAGGAAUGUAA